Thunnus maccoyii (southern bluefin tuna) is the source of this 4816-nucleotide messenger RNA. RefSeq names its product claspin. The record is from RefSeq and is a predicted model, not a curated record. NCBI's taxonomy places the organism in Eukaryota, Metazoa, Chordata, Actinopteri, Scombriformes, Scombridae. Gene Ontology annotation, molecular function: anaphase-promoting complex binding. Bases 244 to 4341 code for a protein of 1365 amino acids. The transcript is spliced from 24 exons. Gene Ontology annotation, biological process: activation of protein kinase activity; mitotic G2 DNA damage checkpoint signaling; mitotic DNA replication checkpoint signaling.
AAGACGGCGGCCCAGCUGUCACGGCGCGCGAAAGAUCAAAAUUUCUAUUCGGUGUGUGGAACAGGCGGGAGGACGAGAGGCAGCCGAGCUAAACGCGGUCUAAAUGCGCUCUAAACGACUAAAAUAGCCUUUUGCCACGCAGACAUUGACUCUUGGACGUCUGUUGUGGCUGCUACGAUUUGACGAGACGUUGUCUUCACCGGUUUCUUUUGCAAAAGACCGUAAACUAGACGGCGGAAAAAAAUGAGCCUCGUCCUCGCUCAACAACAGGCUGAGGGGCUCCCAGCUGUGGCCCAGACAGCAACAGAGAGUGACUCGGACAGCGGGAUGGGCUCUCCGGCAGAGGAGAUGGUGGCAGAGACAACUAACAAUAGAGAUGAGUGUCCAGAUUCUGAUGACGAUGAAGACAUCACAGCUCACAGAAAACCUCGCCGUAAUGCCAUCAGAGACAGCGACAGCGAGGAGGAGGAUGAUGAGGCAGCUGCAGACAACAGCGUACACAUGGCUGAAGCGCUGGUGUUGUCUGCUUCCAGUGGAGAGGAGAUGGAGACCGGAGAGGCGGAAGAGAAGGAUGAGAUGAAAAAGAAAAGGGCGCAGAAGAGCAAGAGAAUAACCCGCGCUCCCGUCGACAGCGAAGACAGUGAGCCUGAGCCAGAGAAAUGCGGAGAAGUGGAGGAGGAGGCGAAGACGGAAGUAAAAUCAAUGAAAGAUCGGAAGAAGAGCCAGAGGCAUCGGGAGAAAAAGGAGAAGCAUAGCAAAGCAGUGGAAAAACUGAAGAAGAAAGAGAGAUUCUCUGAAGUGAAUGAGGACGCACCUCUUCCUCGGGCUCUGAAUGACAGUGGAUGCCUGCUGGGUGACACAGAACUCUUUGACACUGGUCUGGAUGAGGAGGAGGACGAAGAAGAAGAGUCUCUGGAUGCCAUCCGAGCUGCAGUCAAGCAUAAGAUGAAAAAACAUAACGAACCUUACCUGGAUGAGGAAGAUGAAGAGGCACCAGAAAAACCCCAGCGUGUGGAGAGGAAAGCUGCACGUGCCAGCAAAGAGGCAAUGAAGCAACUCCACAGUGAGUCUCAGAGGCUGAUCAGAGAGUCUACACUCGGUCUGCCCUACCACAUUCCUGAGCCGAAGACCAUCAACCAGUUCUUUAAGAAGAGAGCCAGGCCAGAGGGUCCUGCCAUGGCACUGCUGAAGUCUACAAAGUAUUCAGCCAUGAUGUUGGAGACACUGCCAGCUCCACCUCCACCUCCUGCAAACCCUCCCAGUGAGCCCCAACAGCCAUCCGCAGAGACAGAGCAGGAGUCUCCUACCUCUCUGGAUCUCUCAUCCACUCAGAUCCAGCCCUUACACCAGCCUGCCGCAACCUCGUCCCCGCAGCAGGAGAGCCUGAGUCAAGACAGGGAAGCCACCGAGAGCCCAGACCCCGACCAAGAAUCUGGCCCGAUGCUUUACCUCUCUGAGAGUCUGCAAGAGUCGGUCCCAACAGACGCUGUGGUGACUUCUGCUUCUGGCUCUGGAGAAGAAGAAGAAGCCCCCGUAGCCCCUCUAGAACAAAGCCAGACCGCAGCCGUGUCUGAUUCUGAAGCCCAGCAAGAAGAGGCUGGAUCUGGGGCUUCGGUCGAGCCUCCAGCCCCUCAGUGUGAGAGCGCUGAUCCAGCUGCAGCAGAGCCCUCAGCGCAGCAACCCACCAAACCCAAGAAAGACAAAUUAACCAGACUAAAGGAGCUUGGACUGGACCCCCCACCUGUCGCCAAAUUGUGCGCUGAUGACGGAGCUUUUGUUGAGCUUGAACCUCCACCGCUCAACCCUGGUGUGGAGGCCCUGAAGGAGCGUUACCUUCGUCACGUCCAGGCACCCGCUCGUCCCCAAGGAGAGCGUACGAUGCAGCUCAGCAUCGUCCGCAAAGACAGCACCCCGUCCGGCCAGGAAGAGUUGCUCACCGAGUCCGUCACCGUGACCGUUAAAGAGGGGGCGGAGGAACCUGUGGUCGCCAAACCUGGAGAGAAGCUGUUGACUCUGAAGCAACGACUGCAGCUCGCCAUGGCCCAACGGAGAAAAGAGGAUAGGGCACGCAAGGCCGAGCUGAAUCGCCUAGACAAUGAAGAGUGUGGAGAGGAAGAAGAGGAGGAGGAAGAAAUGACAGAUGAGUCUGAUGAAGAAGAGGGUGUAGAAGACCUGUUGGGAGGCAAUGAUGGUGAAGAUGAGGCAGAAGAGGAGGAGGAGGAAGGCAGUGUGGUCCAGAGUAUCAGGAGCCCUUCUCCUGUGGCGCUGAACGGACCCUCGCCGACUCCUGACCUCGUUAACACAGAUGGCUCGCUCAUGCUGUUCCCUGGCAACUCCUGCUCUCGCACCGGUGAUGGUGUAAGGAGGUCUGGUCCCUCUGGACAGGACAACAGUAAUAAGAUGGAAGAGGACGACUCUCUGUCCCUGGUGAAGGACAACAGCCACAACAGCAGCUUUGAGCUGGCGGGAUCCAUGAUCACCUCCUACCAGCCCGUCAGUCAUCAGCGCUCCACAGGAAGAGGCGUUUCCAGCUCCUCCAUGUUCCGAUCCCCUUCUCCCUGCCUCUUCAGGCCCAGCUUCCUCAGCUCUGCUUCCAAGAGCUCAGGCAAACUGUCCGAGCCCUCUCUCUGCCUCCCUGUUGAAGACUCCCAAGACCUGUACGCACCUCCCUCCCCAGGCGCUGACUCGGGGCCCUUGGGUGGAGCGGCUCCCGGUCCCGGCCUUGGAGGAGACUCCCAAGGUCGCUUCUCCCUAGAAGACGAUACCCAUUCCCAGUUACUUGACGCAGAUGGCUUCCUUAACGUGGGGCCUCGUCCCGGUGCGCCUCGCUCCCACAAGAGACAGUUGAUCCUGGACAGCUUGGAUGAAAACGCCAUGGACGCCAACAUGGGGGAGCUUUUAGGGUUGUGCUCGGGUGUUUUUGGGACGGCGGGGAGUAGCUCGAGUGGAGGUGGACAGGUGGCAGGAGGCCUCGGGGCGACACAGGAAGAUGAGCUGCUCGGGUUGUGCUCGGGGGCGUUUCCGCCCACGCAGGCUGACAAGGAGCAGACGGAAACUGAGAAGAGUAAAGAGGGAGAACAGGAUGAAGAUACUGACAAUACCAUGGACCAGCUGCUGGGACUGUGUUCAGGCAAAUUUCCCAGUCAAGGUUCUGCUCAUCCGGCUUCACCAGCACAAGACAGUAAAACAAAGCCAGAGGAAGAGGAGCAGGAGGAGGAAGAGGACUGUGAGUUCCGGCUUCUGUCAGAUGUUGAAAGUCACAGCGAGGAGGAAAACGACGAUGAGGAUGGUGAGGAGGACGAUAAUGAUGAUGAUGAGGAGGAGGAGGAGGAGGAGGCGGAUGCUGGUGAGGAAGAGGGGAACGAUGAGGUGGAAGAGGAGGAGAUGGAGGGUGUGUUCGCACCGCACCGGGUUAAGAAAAAGAAGAAAAUGCAUUUGGCCGACUACUUGGAGUCGGAGGCUGAGCUGUCGGGCAGUGACGAAGGCAGCGAAGACGAAGACGAUGACAGAGGCAGCGAGUACGAGGAAGAGGAGAUCCUUGAAGAGCUUCCCUCUGACGAAGAGCUGGCGGACCAGGUCAACAAGAUCCACAUGAAGCAGAUAAUGGAUGAUGAUAAGCGUCGUCUGAGGCUGUACCAGGAACGCUACCUGGCCGACGGUGACCUGCACUCUGACGGUCCGGGACGAGCUCGCCGCUUCCGCUGGAAAAACAUGGACGACGGCUUCAACAUGGACGGGACGGGAGCAGAGGGCGAGGGUGAGGAAGAGGAGGAAGAUGGCGACGUGGACCUCGCUGAGGUCCAGAGGAGGAAGGAGAGACUGGAGAGAGAACAGUGGCUCAGAGAACAGUCUGAACAGAAAGCCAAGAAAGGGGAAGACUUGGAUGCUGAUGAUGAGAAGAUUGGAGAUGAAGAUAGUCAGUUUAUGAAGCUGGCCAAGAAAGUGACUGCCAAGACUCUACAGAGGAAAGAGCUUCCUGUGGCACCACAACCAGAGAAGAAGACGUCAGCAGCUCUCAAUCCCUUCCAGAGACCCUCGCAACCCUUACAGGUGAGAAGAGGGUCGCUCCUGAGUCAGCCUAAAUCCGUCCUGCAGAAGUUGGCUUCGAUCUCGGAGGGGAAUCCUCUGGCGCCCAGAAACAGCCGCGGAUUCCUGUUUCAAACGUUGUCUCCCGAGAAGGACAACAACUCGACCUCAGAUGCUCCUCAGAAACAAACGAUGAAGAAGAGGGGGCAGGUGGCGGCUGUGAACCCUGCAGCUAAGAGGGUCUGCAGGGAGAACAAACCUGUCGGACAGAAGAGAGGCCCCCAGAGAAGCAUUUUCAACUUCCUGGACCACUGAGGUCACGAUUACAUUACAACUGAAUGAUGAUAAUCACCAGCAGGCUGGGAGGCCGGACGUCGUUCACCAGUAGCUCCAGCAGCUGAUUGAGGCCUGAAUUUAACAUCAACGUCCAGUUUUUCAAUCUCCAUUAAGACUUUAAAAACGAAGGAGGUUUCCGGGAUGCCUUGCAGACGACUUCAUAUGUACAAAUACAGAUGGUCGUGUUUGUUUACGAUGCAAACUAAUGAGCACAAUCUGAUGUUUUACUUGAACUUUUUUCCUAACACACACUUGCUGUCCACUAGUUAAAUCCAUCGUGCCAUCAGAGGCGAUCAUCCGUCACAUCAUUACUUGACUUUAUUUGGACUGCUUUUCCCUUUUGUCCAUUUAAAAAUGUUUUAUCAUGUAAAUAGGAUUGAGUUGGUUUUAAAUUGAUAGGGAUUUUUUUAUGUAUUUGUUUUACAUUGUAAAUAAAAGUGUAUUUUAAGACAUC